Messenger RNA from Drosophila arizonae, 1286 nucleotides. It is a transcript of the gene pkm, whose product is annotated as Pinkman. NCBI's taxonomy places the organism in Eukaryota, Metazoa, Arthropoda, Insecta, Diptera, Drosophilidae. The record is from RefSeq and is a predicted model, not a curated record.
CGGUCUCAGUAGACGGGCAAUGGAGCAACAGGAGGAUCUGCCCAAUGCCAGCGUGCGGGAGACUCUUGAGAAAGUGCUUGGGCGCAGCGACUACACGCUCGAGCUGGCCUGCGCUAAGGGCAACAACUACCUGGGCAUUGUGUGGCGGAUACACGUCCCGCCGGAUCAGAGUCUGGUCCUGAAGCUGCCGCCCCAGAACGCCGUCAGGCGCAAGCAAUUCUUUGCCCGGCCGUGCUUCAAGCGCGAGGCGCUGGCCUACGAGCAGUUCCUGCCGCUUGCGAACCGAUUUCAGACAGAGCGAAAGCUGGAGGAGGCGCAACAGUUUCGCCACUACGCGCACCACUUGGCCACGCGCCAGGACGAGCCCAACGAGUGCAUUGUGCUGGAGGACUUGUGUCGCGCUGGCUACCAAAUGCACGAUCGCUUCGCCGAACUGACGACCGCGUACGUCUCCCUGGUCAUGGGCGCCUAUGCCAAGCUGCAUGCCGUUUCUCUGGCCAUGAAGCAGCGACAGCCGCAGCAGCUGCGGCCCUUCCAGCAGAUGCUGGACAUAUUUGAGCAGCGGCGCUCCGACGAAGGCCUGGCUGCCUACUUCGAGCAGCUGAAGCUGAGCGCCCUGGAUGCCCUCCGUCCGCAGACCGACCGCAGUUACAUGGAGCGCCUGCGAGAGUAUUUCGGGCGGGGCAGUUACUUUGAGAUGCUCACAGCGCUGCUCAGUGGCUCCAACUGCGAGCCAUUUGCAGUGGUCUGCCACGGCGACAGCUGGAACAACAAUUUCCUGUACAAAUGCCAGCCGGGCAGCGAGGAGCCGGCUGAGGUCCGCCUCAUCGACUGGCAGCUAAUGCGCUACGCCUCGCCCGUCACCGACCUGGCCUACUUCCUGUUCACCUGCACCACGCGCGACUUUCGACGGCAGCACUACGAGUCGAUGCUCGAGCUGUACUACGAAGCGCUGCGACAGCAAUUGAUCAGAUUGGGCGAGCGGCCAGAAGUCGUAUUCCCGCUGUCGGCGUUCAAGCAGCAGCUGCAGGAGAAGGGCGCCGUGGGCUUGCUGCUGGCCAUGAUGGUGUUGCCCAUUGUGACCAUUCGCAGCGAGGAUGCGCCCGAUCUGCAGGCCAUCAGCGACCUGGUCGAAGGCGGCGCCGCAACCAACUUACGAAAAGUCGGCUUCCUGGGCGACGGCAACGAGCUGCUCUACAAGCAACGCAUGCGCGGCGUCAUUUUGGACUGUGUAGAUUAUAAUUAUAUAUAAUUGUUGCAUCAUUGUAUCACUUACCCUAUUCUGA